This is a messenger RNA of Saxophila tyrrhenica, 1185 nucleotides long. RefSeq lists its product as uncharacterized. The record is from RefSeq and is a predicted model, not a curated record. The transcript has 2 exons. Bases 1 to 1185 code for a protein of 394 amino acids. Lineage: Eukaryota; Fungi; Ascomycota; Dothideomycetes; Mycosphaerellales; Extremaceae.
AUGAGCCUUCUACUUAGCCUACCCGCCGAGUUGCUGGACAACAUCGUUGAGCUAGUCGUCGAAGAUGCCCGGCUACCGCCCCUUACCAUAAAGGCUGCUCACCAAACUCGGAUGAGAGACGAAGACAUGCCUUCCGGAAGGAUCCAUGGGUUCCAAAGCAGGAGCUUCGGACCACGCCAUGUUCGUUACGAGAGAACGGAGACAAGAGCGAAUGCAUCGGGACUGCUACUUGCUUGCCGCCAGACUCACAAGCAGACCAAAGACGCCCUUGCUCAUGUCAUGGUGAUCAAUGAGACUGAACUAUGGCCAACCUGGCUGCAUGUUCCAUCAGUUGCGAAGCGCAUUUCAGAAGUCAAAGUCAACUUCCGUGUGUAUGACGCCGAAGAGGACGAUGAAGCUCACUGUGUCGUGCGCGAGGGUGGCGGCCAUGAAAGCUUGGAAUGGUGUUUCUGGUUCCUCCUCGAGUGUUUUCUUCGAUGCGGGCCUGCGAAUCCGCCGGUUGCGUCCCAUGAUGAGCCAUACCGUAGCGAUUCUAUCUCCUGCAUCGAGGACGUUUCAAUCGAGUUCUCUACCGGCACUCCUCCGUCAAAGCAGUCUGCUUCUGAAGAGGAUGAAAUUCAACAAAAGCUCGUCGGCGCGUAUCGCAAACGUCGAAAUAAGAUUGCCGACCACAUUAUCCAUAAAACAUACGAGCUGAUGUCAAUGGGUUAUCACGAAUCCGAAUAUGGCAAACUGUUAUAUGAGCGCAUCGGCGACAUGAGAGCAGGCGGCGAAGGUAGGGACACAUGGGGCUUCCAACUUGGCGAAUGGCUCGGGGAGAUGCACCCACGGCCUGAUCGCGGACAAAUAGAUGACACCACAACGACGUUCGGCCAUCUGCCCGCGGACUGCAGAUUGAGAAGUGCUUGGAACUGGAAGCAUAGCACGGUGCAACGGCGCAUCAGUCUGGGUUUGCACAUUCCUGAUCCGUUCGCUUGGCCAGGCAGUCAGCAAUGGCGCCAUUGGAAGAACUUGAAAGAUGGCCGAUCCGAAGGCAAUGCCUGCGGACGCUCGUGUUAUUGCGAUUACGGAGGUCUCGACGAAAAGUUGAUUGAGGGCACUACAAGGGGUAGAGAAACCACAAUCCAUGGUGGCCCACCAAACGCUGAAGAGGCUUCGGGCGAAAUAUGGUGGGAAGAAGCUUAG